UCCAUUUCGUUCCGACGCUUUCAUUAAUAUAAAAGCUAUGCCCCAGUAAAAAUUACUACUACUACUACAUGAACUCACGGGGUUGAUACAAUUCAGAUUGUAGACGAUAAAGAUGGAAACUCAGGCAGCAUCACCGGGAUUAGGAGUGUCACUGCAACUGAAAGAUUGCAUAGAAGAGCUGCUGAGGUUCACACUUUCUUCCUCCGUAAACGGCACUUUUGAAAUAGACAUAGCUCUCUCCAAAGAUUACUGCUCCGCCCUCUUACAAGACGAUCCUUCCAAUCUCUUUCCCAAUUCCACUGACCUUUCUGAAGGAGUUCCAUCAUAUCCUUUAUACAAGCACCUUGCAGCAUCCUUAUAUCAGGCUAUAUCUUCUGAAGCCUUGCCAAGGACAGAAUACAAACUUGCAGUAAUGCAUGAGUCCAGUUCAUUGAAGCAAAAGGAAGAAGAGUGGACUGGUGUGAUAAGGGCAAAAGGUUCUCAUUUGCUAAAUGUGCUAAAAUCUGUGGACUUUGAACUCCAUGUUCAGGAACCUUACUUCUCCCUGCUUAGAAGUAUAAAAUAUCUUGUUUGUGCAGAUGGACAGAAAACAAUUGAAGGAAGAUGUGCUGUUGGACAUUAUAAUAAAAUUGAACCAGGAGCUUUCAUCCUCUUCAACAAAUGUUUACUUCUUCAAGUUCAGGAUGUCCAUCAUUAUCAUUCAUUUCGUGAGAUGCUAGAAGCGGAGAGUCUUCAAGAACUUCUUCCUGGAGUGGAUACUGUUGAAGAAGGUGUCCAAGUUUACAGGAAAUUUUACCCAGAAGAGAAAGAAAGGUCAAAUGGUGUUCUCGCUAUCUGUGUUAAGAAGCCAGUUUCUCAGCCUUCCAUUUGUCUGGGCACCAUGCUCUCUGAACUGAGCUAUGCAGGUGUUCAGAAGCUUUUAGGAUUUGUAUGUACAGUUGGAACGGUUUCUGAGGCACUUCCACCGCCAGCAUCAACUCUUAUCUCAUCAUUUUUGUUGCCACAUAAUCCAAAUGCUAAAGGUUCUACAUUAACCGAUGGAGCUAGGGCGAUGUCAAAGCAUGUAAACAGGAGCAGCGACAGCUACUGGGGUAGUUUUUCUGGAAGUGAUUCCAAUAAAAAUAGGGUCGCCCUGGAUGUUAUCAGCGAUUUAAUAACUCAUUGCUGCUGGAUAAAUGUGCAUAUUGUUCCACCACAUGGGGUUGUUUUUGAGAUAAGAGUUGCUAAUGGAUAUGGUGCACGGUGGUCCAAAGAUGGAAUUAAGUUUAUAGGUUUUCUUGAGCCCUAUAUGGAGGAUGGCUAUUCAAAGGGAUGGAGGCACUGAAUAGCAGCAGACACUGUUAAAUCUUUGGUAUUUAUAUGUAAACAGAGAACUCCGCUAGUUCUGUACUUCUCUUCUCAUUUGUCAUGGACUGCGCAUUUUACGCUGAUAGCAAAAAAAUUUAUUCACAUUGUUAGUGUGUAAUUGUAGCUCAUCCCAUCUGUCUUUCGGAGCUCCCUGAUCGUUUGGAUUAUUUGAUUGGGCUUUCAAUGACAUCAAAUUGACUUGGAGCAAUAAUCAAAUCGGACAGUGUUGUAUUUGGGUCAGACAAGAUAGAAUCCUUUUAAAUAUGGAAAUGAUACCAGGUAGCCAUUUUAA
Molecule: messenger RNA, 1639 nt
Organism: Nicotiana tabacum (common tobacco)
Lineage: Eukaryota; Viridiplantae; Streptophyta; Magnoliopsida; Solanales; Solanaceae
Source: RefSeq, a predicted model, not a curated record